AGAAGACCUUUCCUCCAACAAAACAACUGGGGUGGCAAAAAGUGGUGUGGUCCAAAGCACUUCAACUCAGCGGGCUGAGUCUCAGGUGACCAAGACAGCUGUCAUUAUGAUUCUGGCCUUCCUUCUCACCUGGAUGCCUUAUGCUGCCUUUGCUCUGACCAAAGUGGUGAAGCCAGAAGUGACCAUGGACCAUUACCUGCAGAGCAUCCCUAUGUACAUGGCUAAAACAGGCACAAUCUACAACCCAGUGGUUCACAUCUGUCUAAAUAAGCAGUACAGAGAAAAAGUUCUAUCCUCCUUACCACGCCUACAGAAACGUGCACUCCUGCCUGCUAAGUUCAAGGAGCCAAACAACUUCAUUACAGCUCUCAAAAGACUGCAAGGGAACCAACUCAGCUGCAAUAUGAACAAGAUAGCCCCUCAGGGUGAAAUGAAUAUCAACAGGAACCUCCUCUUGCCGAACAUGAAAUAUCCAGAUGACUCCUCCUCCUCCUCCUCCUCAUAG
This is a messenger RNA of Pogona vitticeps (central bearded dragon), 505 nucleotides long. The record is from RefSeq and is a predicted model, not a curated record. Lineage: Eukaryota; Metazoa; Chordata; Lepidosauria; Squamata; Agamidae.